AUGGUUGCGUUCGUGGGGCGGCUGCGGUUCGCGGCGGCUCGGCGAGGACAGGGGACGCGGGCGCAUGGACGGGGGCGCGGCACGUCAGCCCGACGCGCAGCUACGGGCAGCCGCGGGACUGAGGGGCGCGGGCAACGUGGCCAGGCGCGCGCUCGCGCGAGAGAGAGGGGAGGAGACGGCUCGGCAGCGGGGCCCGGCGACGCUCGGCCUGAGCGACAGAGGCGCUGGCCAAGCGCAGAGAUGGACGGCGCGGACGUCGGGGUGAGCACGAGCCGGGUGCAGAUGUAUGCGAGGCGGCUGUGGUGGUGGUGGGCUCGGCACGGCACUACGGAGCGCGGCCGCGGCUUGGCAGCGGAGUUGCGCAGGUCCCAGGCGAGGCACGGCAGAGGCGCGGGCCAGCGUGGGAGGGGGCGCAGUGACAAGCGGACCAGGGCAGAGCACUGGCACGGCCGCGGGAGACGCGGCAACGGCGUUGGCGUUGGCCGGGCGGGUGCGCUGUGCGGGGAGGAAGAGGAAAAGCUGGGAUUGCGACUCCCGCACGGAACCAAGGAGCUUCGCGCGCACCCAAGAAGAUGA
This is a messenger RNA of Miscanthus lutarioriparius, 576 nucleotides long. Lineage: Eukaryota; Viridiplantae; Streptophyta; Magnoliopsida; Poales; Poaceae. The record is from the annotation of a GenBank genome assembly.